Messenger RNA from Varanus komodoensis (Komodo dragon), 10846 nucleotides. RefSeq names its product syntaxin 16 (gene STX16). The transcript is spliced from 9 exons. NCBI's taxonomy places the organism in Eukaryota, Metazoa, Chordata, Lepidosauria, Squamata, Varanidae. Gene Ontology annotation, molecular function: SNARE binding; SNAP receptor activity. The coding region runs from base 3321 to 4178 and encodes 285 amino acids. The record is from RefSeq and is a predicted model, not a curated record. Gene Ontology annotation, biological process: vesicle fusion; intracellular protein transport; vesicle-mediated transport. Gene Ontology annotation, cellular component: endomembrane system; membrane; SNARE complex.
CCACAUUUCACUGUUUGAGUGUCAACUACUUAGAUUGUCAGAUAGCAAGCAUGCCUUUUUGGCUUCUUUCUCCUUUGCUUUUCAUGUACUCCUCUCCACCCCCUUCUCUUUUUUCCUUUAUAAGAACUUGUUGUGAUGACAGGUUAUUUCAGGGCACCCAAGCUGACUGCUUUGGAUCUGACAAUAGACUUUUGCUUUAAUAAAUUGGCCUUUUUAAGGGUAGGCCAUUGCACACAUUACUCGGAGACAAACAGACUUUGUUCCUAGGAUAUGCUAAAGAGGGACCUGCAGCCAAUCACAGCUGGGUAUAUGUUCUUAGGUGUUCAGUUAAGAUCAGCCAUGUGCUAAGUGGCUGCAAAGAAGGCAUGGCUUGUUCAGGGGGAUGUAACCUGCACCCAGAUCUUCUAGUUCAUUUUUAUUGUCAUUUUAGAUUCACAGAGGAAGUGGAAUCUCUUUUCCAAUCAAUAACUAAGGUUUAGAGCAUCCAUGUAUUGAUGUUGCUUAAGGCCUCUCAGUUCAGUGGGAGUUAUGGGAACUUGAAAUAGGCUGAUUUGGCCCUGCUGGCUCCUGUUCCUCUUGCUUUGCCAAGGCAAGUGCUUGGAAGAUGGCCAGUGGAGUCAUGUUUAGUUUGUCUUGGGGAGGCCCAGAAGCUUUAUCUGCUCCUAUCUGACCAUGCCAAAACCUUGGAACUCCAUUAAUGGGGUGAUUUUAAAGCUGUUGUAAUACCUGUCACUACAACUGGAAGUGUGUGGAGAGGAGGGUGUGGCUAGAGAAGCAUCUUUAAUUUGGACCAGCUAUUCAGAAAUGAGGAGUUUAGCAUCUUACCUUGUAAUGCUCUUCUAAGUGCUGUACUUUUUCUUGUAGGAAUGAAUGGCAGCCAUAAGGGGAUGAGAAGGAAUGAAUAGAACAUGUCUUAGUCAUGUAGUUGGAGACAUAACUGGGAAGGAGAACCAUCUCUGUUUUCUCAGCUGUGUCCCAGUUGUGGAGUCCUUUAGAACAAAGCUACCACCAAUUUGUACAUCCCCACACCUUCUCCAAAGCCCUGUCUGAGUUGUGUUUUUUGUCAAUUAAAAUUUGGUGCAGCUCUGUACUUCCUUAUGUCUGCUAUGACUUAGAUCUGCUGAUUAUUCUUGAACAGAUUGCUAUGCUACUAUGGUUCAAUGUCCAGUCUGUAAAAGAGUGAAGUGGUUUCUUGCUAUCCUCUUAAAGCACUCUGAAACUGAACAGACAGCAUAUUCUAAAAUAGAAACUGCUCUUUUGAGUUGCAGUCUCCAUUUACAAGUUUCUUUUACUUUCUGCUUCUUUAUACUCACCUUCUUCACCAUUCUUAUACCAAUAUCAUUUUGGGAGUCCAGCUUUUCAUAUUGCCGCCUCUUUUCCACAACAGUAUUCACCUUUCGGGAGAACAAAAUAAGCUGACUUUACACUGCUUUCUCUUUGGGGCAGGUACAAGCAGCAACAUCUUGUCUGUCUUGUGUGCUGUACACCUGUUGCACACACAGAUUGUGUUUUGUUGUUUCCUUCACAUAAUUCCUGAAAAUGAAUGAACAGCCAUAUGCUAAUACACAAUUGCCUGAUCUGGAGGUUCUAGCUCAUUAAGAUGUUACCUAGUUCAGCUUCAGGUUCCUUUCAAAUCAACAUUUCUGCUAGACCAGGAGAACACAGACCUGUAUCAUAAAUUUUAAAAGUAAAAUGUACAAGUAUUAAUUUUGGGUCAGUACAGUAAUCUAGAUCAAAAUACUUUGUAGGCACAUUCUGAUAUACCAGGGUGGGCAACAUGUAGGCCACAAUGCAGCUGAAAGCCUCAGACCCCCAUGAGCCACCUCUGCUGGGUAUGCUAGCUAAGACUAAUGGGAGUUGCAGACAAGAACAUCUGGAGCAUUACAGGUUGCCAUUUCCAGUUCUGUAUCCUGCUUUUCUUAGUAUCUGAUUUGCACUAAACUGCAUGAGCUUCCUUUGUUUCAGUUAUUUAGACUGAAGGGGGUGGAUGUGUCUGUGCUAAAAGGGCUCUUUUGGUUUAAAAGAAAAUGGCAUGGUCUGAGUUUUGCAUGCAAAGUAAAAGUCUAAAAUUAUAGUUGCUUUAUGUCUGAUAACCAAAUGCCUUUAUCUGCUUUUUUUAAAAGAGAGGGAGAGGAACUGUGUGUUUGCAGGGGAAACCUACUUAACUCUUAUAGAAUGUAUUAUUCCAGGCUAAAAAGAAAAUGUUAUGACCUAGACUUUCUGAACUUUGAAUAGUCUUAAGGAGUCUUAACUUUUUUACUUUUCAACCUGAGAUGGGAAUUCCCACCUCCACUUUUUAAUGUACUGUACCCAUUCAAUCUGCUCUAUAAACAUGCAAUAUGAACAAACACAAUGGAGUUACAAACUACUAUUAAAAUAUUUCUUAGGAACUAGGAAAUAACUAAAAUAUAGAUCACCCUUACUGCAGGAAUUUAAUCUGUAUUAAAAACUCAGCUAAAAAGAAUGUUUGUCAAAAAGAGGAAGGGGGGGCACCAGGCCACCUUCUCAUAAAAGGAAUUCCAAAUAUGUGCACCAGUCCAACUUCCAAUAAUGGUAUGAUGCAAAGAAAUCCCACCCAGAAGAUCUUAACAGGUAGACAAAAGUGUUCUUUUAGAUUUGGAUGACUAGCACCUUGAAUUUGGCUCAGAUAUAAACUAGCUAUCCAUCCAGAUAAAAUCAGAUGGAAAUGAUUUGUGCUGAACAGCUGGUUCAUGAUUCUUUUGAUUAUAAUUAUGGUGCUGAGGUGGGGUAAAUUACUACUUGCCCCUAUUUUCCACAGACUUUAUGUCUCUUCCUAAAAGUUAGUGCCCCAUUUUUGGGACACUUGCCAUAAUUGAACAGGAGUUUAUAUUCCCAGGACUGGCUUUCCAAAUUGCUAACUGCAGUGCUUGUAGCAAGAACUUUCUGACCCUGCAUCAUGACUUCUUACUUAUCCAAUGUGACUGUGUUAAAUAAAUAGCCAGGCAGCUGUCUACAACAUAGAGCUGUUCUCCUCAAAGGGGUGAAUUACAAACACUGACUUAUUUGAAAACUUGGUGCAAAGGGCCUGUGUUUCCAGGGCACUUCUAAAAAUGGAAGACUGAAUGAUUAAUAAUCACCUUAACACUGAAGGCCAUAUUGUGCAGCAUAUGGUGUGUUCUCUUACAACUAGUGAACUAGAAUCCAGGUCCCUGAGGCUGAAUAUGCCUAAGGAAUGCUGCAAGAGGGAGACAGUUCCUGCUUCAUCCACUAGCCCUUAAAAGUUGUUUUGUUAUAUCUGCCAUAAUAGCCUGAAGUGCUUGAUCCUGCCUAAUCUCAGAAGCUAACCGGACAGUAUUUGGAUGAGCCAGGAGGAGCUGGAUGAGCUUGCUGAUGAUCGCAUGGCAUUGGUCUCGGGGAUCAGUCUAGAUCCUGAAGCAGCUGUCUGUGUAACGAAAAGGUUACCUCCAAAGUGGAUUGAUGGAGUCGAAGAAAUUCGUUAUGAAAUCUCCAGGAUAAAACAGAAGAUGAAAGAAUUAGCAAGUCUUCAUGACAAGCAUUUAAACAGACCAACGCUAGAUGACAGCAGUGAAGAAGAACAUGCAAUAGAAAUAACUACCCAAGAAAUUACACAGCUAUUCCACAGGUGUCAGAGGGCGGUCCAGACAUUACACAGCAGGUCCCGAAGCUGUACAGACCAAGAGCAGCAGCUUCUGAAGAACGUUGUGUCUUCCUUGGCCCAGUCCCUUCAGGACCUGUCCACCAGCUUUAGGCACGGACAGUCUGACUAUCUUAAACGUAUGAAGAACAGGGAAGAAAGAUCAAAACAUUUCUUUGAUACGUCUGUUCCACUUAUGGAUGAUGGUGAGGACACCACACUGUACGAUCGGGGCUUUACAGAUGACCAGUUAGUAUUAGUACAGCAAAACACAUUAUUGGUGGAAGAACGGGAACGAGAAAUCCGACAAAUUGUACAGUCCAUUUCUGAUCUCAAUGAAAUUUUUAGGGAUUUAGGAGCAAUGAUAGUAGAACAGGGUACAGUUUUGGAUAGGAUCGACUAUAACGUUGAACAAUCAUGCAUUAAAACAGAAGAAGGAUUGCAGCAAUUACAUAAAGCUGAGCAAUAUCAAAAGAAGAAUCGGAAGAUGCUCGUUAUUUUAAUUUUGUUUGUUUUGGUAAUUGUCCUCAUUAUCACCCUCAUUGCUGUAAAAUUACGCUAGUCAACACCCCAAUUAUGUUGUUCUUCCUGCGUGUGUGCAAGGUUUGGGAUGUGGGGUGGCAUUUUGUGUCUUUUGGCUCUUUUUGUUCCUGAUAUGAAUGGUUCAGCCUGCACUGUUGGAAGCUGCCUUUUGGAUGAAUGUAUAGCCCCUUGUGGUGCAAAGUCCGUGCAAUGUUUUUAGAAAAGCUCCUUUCCAUUUUACAUGCUUAGUAAAUGUGGGAGUCACAAGAAUGUUGGGAUUUCUGAUGGAUACUGCGAAAUCAGAUAUCCUGGAAGUUGAAACACUAAGAAGGCGUAUUUUCUUAAGGACUAAAGUGCUUUGGAAAAUACAGUAAUUACUGUCACUCUGUUGAAAACAUAACUGUGUUUCUGCCAUGUUUUGUGCAAUGGUUAAUCUUGUACCUUCUUGGCUGCCUAAGUUUCCACUUGGACAUAUCAAAAAUUAUUAUUUGGAGGGGGAAAUGCCGUAAUGAUAAAAAUGAAUUGAUCCCAUCUAGCUUUCCUUCAGAUUUAAUAUUAGUGCAGUCCCAUAGAAGCGAAACUGUUUUUUAAGAAAUGGCAGAUAAUUUAUACCCUGUGUGUCCAUACUGUUACUAAUUCCCCCUGCGUUUUGAGUAAAAUGUAGCAGUGUAACUAUCACAGCUAACCUAUAUUCAGUGCUAUAAAUUUAAAAUGACUUCCUCAGCUUUAAGUGAUCCAAAAAGUCCCCCCCCCCCCGUCACCCCUAUCCUGAAAGAAUACUCUGCCUCCUGAACUGAUCAUGCACUGUUUUUUGACUACACGUAUCUUGAAAUACUCAUAUAUUUGGUCCAUAUUUGAGAGGAAGGGCUCUAUUCCCCUUCUCUCCCCCACCCCUGAAAUCAGUAUACCAGUAGGAACCAGUUGUGGUGUAGCCUAAACUUGUAGCCUAAACACUUGCAGCCUAACCAGGAUGAAAUAAGUCCUAAAUAGAAAAACUUUUCUCCUCUGCUGUCUGGCUGCAGAGAAGCCCAGGAGAAACAUGGAAUACUAUUCAGCUCUUAUUAAGUGCUUUACUACUGUUUAUUGCUGAUCUGUUAAUGUAGGGGAUAACCUCUACAGAGGGAUCAUUUUUAGUGGCAAAAUGCUACAGUUUAACUGGAUUCUAAGUGUUGUGCAGUUUUAAGGGCCUUGCUUCAGUCCUUGAAAUGACUCAAAAAGAAUCAUGUCUUUAAUUUAUUUCAGGCUUUGCUGUUCAUUCUCUUCCUGUUGUGACUUACUUGUACAGUCCUCAACCAGUCAGUAAUUAAAUAAUUGUCGUGUUGUCUGUGCUUUUUCUCUUUCCCUCUCUCCAGCUUUCUUCCUCUCAUCCACUUCUUUGCACCAUUAAGGUUUUUGAUAGAACGAUCACAGAAACAAUCAAGCAUGCCCUGCCGUGGUUCAGCUCAGGAUGAGGGUCGCUGGUCAGAGAGAGAGGAUGAGACCCACCAGGGUCAUCUGCUGCAGAAAGUCCAGUGAGCCUAGUGGUUAGAGUGUUGGCCUGCAACUUGUGAGAUCAGGAUUCUAGUCCCGCUUGGCCAUGACUUCGGGCCAGUCACAGAGUCUCAGCCUAACCUACCUCACAGGGUUGCUGUGAGGAUAAAGGGAAGAGAAGGAGGCUCAUAUAAGCUUCCUUGGGUUUCUUGCAAUAGGAAGAAAAGAGAGAAUAGAAAUUGAUCCUGAAUAUUUUUUUAAAAACACGUAUUUUCUAAAAAUGAAUAGAAUGGUGCUGUUCCAUUUCAUUUCAAUGAGAAUUUAUUGCAGGAGCUCUUCCUGCAGGGUUGUGCUUAAAGGUUAGAUUUGUCUUCUGCUUACAGGACCUCAUAGAAGGAUCUAUAAUAGCUGACAAGGCAGUGUGUUGAUCUUUGUAGAGUCAUGAAUUUCAGUCCCAUUGGAUUAUUUGCCUGUCCAGAAGCAUCAGCUGUGUUAAUUGAAACAGACGACCCUUGUGUAAUAACAAGGGCCUUGAUAGAGCGUAUUAAUUCCCGUUUCUUAAAGCAGGGUGCACAAUGUAGGGCUUGCACGUACACACACACAGUUGUGCUUUUUUCUUAGGUUUCUCCUCGUUUGCUCUUUGUGUCCAAAGUUAAUGAGCUUCUGCUGGGCUUUCUUCAAGCCUCUACCACAGCCUGUCUUGGAUGCCAUCCUACUUGUUUCUAGCUGGUAAUGGUUGAAUUCACUUUGACAGAUCAGUCCCAGCCCUAAAUUUAUACUAAAUUUCUAAAUAUUUAGUAUAAGGCAUGACUCCUCAGUCGGCUUAAAGCUUUGUUAGAACUAGUGAGUGGUUGUACACUUACAGGAAUAUGUUGCCACCUGCAUACCUGGGUGUUGUCACAGUUCUCUAACAGUCUUCCCCACCUUGGUGCCCUGCAGAUGCACUGGACUACAGCUCCCAGAAUUUCUGAGCACUGCCCACGAUGUUGCAGUCCAAGACAUUUGAAGGUACCAGGAAAGGGAAGGCUGGUCUAGACCUACUGAAUCCUGUUGCAAGCAAGGGAAAAACUCAAGUCCUGCCAUAUUUUGCUAGCAAUACACAUCUGUGGGACUUGUGGUGUUGCUGUACUGCCACAAUUGUGUGUGGAUGGCUGAAAACGAGGGAAGGUGAAUGGCUUUGAAUGGAAGGUUUAGUUAAGUUUUGGCCUCUUCCAUCUUUGAUGCUAUAUAUACAGAAAGCAGGGCACCCUUAGGCUAGUUGAUUGAAAUGGUGGUGGUUGAAACAUAGGUCAGGAUCUGCUAUAGAUCUCUGGCUGGCUUGCCGUGGAUCAGCAGUUUUCCAAUGGCAGCUGUUUAAUAGUAGCAACAAAUAGGCACUUUUCCUUUAUUAGGAUGCUGAAAUGAAGACAGCAGGAAGGAAGAAGCAGAGUUCACUUCUGCAUGAAAGGACUAGGAACUCAAACUCCUAGCUGAAACGUGCUCAGAGGCCCUGUUUCUUAAUCUAAAUGUGUCAUCUCCCCUUCCAUUGCUGUGGUCCUAUACCUGGCCCUGUUUGGGGGACCUCAUGUUUAAGUAAACAGAAAAGUGUACCCUGUGAGCCUGGUGCCUUUCCAGUCCAAUCUACAAGCGAGCUCUCAUCAAGGUAGCAAAGCAAUACCUGGGCAGAACCACUGCCAACUGGAAGGUUGGGGAGUCGCUCACAUACAAACAUUUCACCAAACUCAAAAAACUGGAAUUGGAGGGGGCAGAGAUGAAAAGGCAGAGUAGAUCCCUCCUCUCUAACAUUGUUUUCUGUGUGGAAGAACACCACAUUGUAUGAGCCCUAGAAAAAUCAGUAUGGACCAGACCCAGGUUGUUUGAGAGAGACUUGGAUCAGAAUCAUGAACAUCUCACAUGUUACAAGGGGAAAAUCCGAUUCCUACUAAUGAUUUAUUUUCUGUGUGUUUUCUCCCCGUUUUUAAAUUCUGCCUUGUGCUAUAAUCUGACAUGAUGUCAAGAAAAAAAUUGUUUAUCUUUAAAUAAUUGCCAAAUUCAAAGAACGUUAGAAAUAAAGUGCACUAACAUUUAAUGUCUACAUUAUGCCUGCAUUGGUGUUAUUUAUGUAGAACUGUCAGCGUACACAGAACGUUAUAGCACAAACAAGCAUUUUUCUGCUACAAAAAGCUUGCUUUUAAGUGUAAUCAUGUGCAAUGAAUGGGCCAGGAGAACGAUAAAUGAAUGCAAAAUAGGAUGAAGGCAGCAGGCAGAUGCAUGGGUUAAGCAAAGACUUCCAAUUUCUGAAAGAAAGCUAAAAAUUGCUGGAAUGUUCCUUGGACCCAAACUUCUAAUUGAGUUCUCCUGUGGGGCAGACAGAAUAGAAAUGCACUUACAAGAUUGCUGGGGUGCUCUCUAAUUGCAGUGAUGCACAAUGAUAUAUGAAAUAUUGUACCAUCAGAGUUAGUGUUGUCAUAUGCACGCCUACUAAUUUAAUUAAUCACUUUUGACUAAUGUGGUCUUUCCAUCUUCAGAUCAUUCAUUGGCAAGAUUGCUCUAUAAAUCUAUUCAGUGGUGCUAUUCUCAGAAGGCCUAUGAGCAGAAUGUUGAGGCAAACCAGUGCUUUUAGUAUACCUCAACUUGCAAAUUGGGUUUUAUUUCAUUGUAUAUAUCCAAAGUCUAAAACUGGGUACUUUGUUUUGCAAUUUGAAAAUUUAUUUUAAAGCAGUUUUUCUGCCCACUUUUGUUUAAGAACAAAAACAUGGCCAGAAACACAGAAAAAUACUCAUGGCCAGAGACACAGAAACAAAUAUACAGAUCAAGAGACAAAUUCUACAUAUUAUAUAUUAUAUUAAAUACCUAAAUUGAAUUCUUAUCAUGAUUAAAAAUAGAUGGCCUUGCAGAAGAGAGCUGAGUGGGAUGGAAUGAAAGAAUGUAGAAGCAAAUCAUAUAGGAACGUCUUGAGUAAAGAGACAAAUCUUUAAAAUUUUUUGAUGACAAUUAGGGAUAAAAUAAGAUGGGUGGUGGACAUGGGCAUGCUAAUAUGAAGGAAAAGUCAUACAAGCAUGCACAAUUUAGGCAUCAGGGUUUGUUUUCAUGCAGAGACCAUGAAGGCAUGCCUAUGGGACACUACGGUAAAAUCCAUCAUCUGAUUACAUGGCAACCAAGCUUUACAAACUGCUGGAGAAUACUUUUGAGGUUCUGUUUGUAUACUGUACUCUACCCAUCUAUAAAUGUCUAGUGCACUGUGUUUUCUAAAGGUCUACCAUUCUAAAGGUCUACAAGUCUACCAUUGCUCUGAAAACCUUUAGGCUGAUCAGAAACAACAUAAUGUAGAGAAGGACCCAGUGUAAGAUAUGUACAUUCCAAAGGGGUUUGGACGCUUGAGAUCCUUUCUGUUCAUCAGCCAUAGUUCUGUGUAAGACUACUGUUUGCAAGAAAUUUAAAAAUCUUAUUUAAAACUAUUUAUUUAAAAUGCAACAAUGUCUAAGAUUUUCUACUACUUUGACUGUUUUCCAUAAUAGCUGUGUUCUAGAGAUGUGACACUGGUCCAGCCAGACUGGGGGGAAAAGACCAGUGAAACCACAAUGGUGUCAAAGAUUAACAGAGUUGUCAGAAUGGUUGUCAUACCUAAUUGUGCAGCGUCUGUUUCUGUGGACUUUAGUACAGUUAAGAACUACCAUUAAUUUUCACUGAAUGCUUUCUGUAAACCUCAGGCAAUGUUCCAUGUAUUUCCUUGAAGUGUUAUUUUUAUAGUAUUUUCCAAGGGUAGCUGUAAAAACAUUAGCCUAUUGCAGUAAAAACAAAGAUUUGCAAGACUCAAAACUCUUUGUUUGUUGUUUUUUCCUAUAAACGGAUUUUUUUUCCUGGGUAAUACUCCUCAGAACUUAUUUCUUAGUAGGUUGGUUGAUAUUCCUUCCUUUUCACAACUGGAAAACUAUAGCUGAGAGAGACUUGCCUACAGCAUUGGCGAUAUUAGAUUGGAGACGAAAGCCCUUGUCCCUUGUUCCUCCUUAUGCGACCCCAUUUGUCUGAUGGGAUACUGAGCUAUGCAUUCAUUGGCUUGUCUCCGAAUGCUUUGGGGCCAGACUUCUGCAGCAGGUCUGCUAGCAUUGUUCACUUACACAAUUUAGAUUCCAGCAGUCAUAAUCAAGCAAGAGGCCUAUGUGAACGCAGCUAGCUCAGUGUGCUGCAAGAGAGGAAAAGGUUCUUCAUCCACCGUACAAACCCAGCUGUGCAAUCCACACAGAGUGGGCAGUUUGCAUGUUGCUACAACCUGGGGUUCUUGCGAAUACAGCGAAAUGCUAGCGCAUGCUGCACAAUCACUCCUGCAGCAAGCUAAAAAACAAAAUGGGGUGCCAUGCAGUUGUGUGCACUUGCAACGAGCUGGAUCAGAUCGCGGCUUUCAGGCGGGCUGCCUGCCCCUGGGAAGAGCAAUCCUGGUGAAUGUGCGGUGCAGUCCGAUACCUGACAAAUUAAGGAUUCCAGAACUCUUAUUGAUGGCAGAGCAGCAGGGAGGAAGGCACAUUUUUUCUGGGGAAGGGUGUCUUCCUUAUAGGCUUUUGUUUUGUCUGUCUUACUUUCUUGUUUAAGUUCCCUCCAGUUGUCUCAGUAGGAGAAAAUUAAUCUGCAACAGCGCUAGGGCUGCCGCAGAUUGUGGGGAGUAUCUUGGGAAUUGAGUGCUGUUGAUACAUGAUACUUCCUGUAUACUCCCAGAAAGCCUCAGUUCCUUUCCAGCAGCCAAGUUCCAACCCUGGAAAAGCAUCUGCCCCAGAGUUAUCUGUGGUAGCUGGAUAGAGAUUUCCGAACUCAGAUCUUUUCUCCAAGGAAGGUCUCUCUCUGAGGCUUAUUUGGGAUUCAAGAGGCUACUUUUUCUUCAUGGUUAAGGGUCUUGUACGCAACCCCUUAUGCAUGGAACAUUUCUUGGUGCUUGUAUCUCGCAUCUAAGAUAAUACAGAAUAUCUUGUUGCCAGAGAAUUCUGUAUAUAAUUAAGAAUGCCUGCAGAUUUUGCAUUGCAAGGUUUGGGUGCAAUUCUGUGGCACACAAUACAUAAACCACAAGAGACAUCCAAAAUGAGAAAUCCGCUUCUCACAGUAUCAUUGUAUACAAACUCUAGCAGAAGCCCUAGUCAUGGCCCUAUGACUGUUGUAACUUAUCUAUGGUGUAUGUAACAUAAGGGAUCUCAUGUUUACCCAACUAUGUACAGUAUUUUCUUCCAUGUCUGUGAACAAUUUGUACUGUAUGAAUAAACCAUUCAACUCCAA